AUGUCCAAAGCUGUGAAACAUUUUGUGCAUUUGAAUUUCAGCGUCUAUCUGUGGAUCUCUCUUUUUGCUGGCCAACGUUCGUGCAAACUCACUGAUUACGGGGCCUUCUUCCCGUUCUUAGUGAGGGACAGGUUGUUUGGUUCAGACAAAUUCUUGUUUUUGUUCGACAAUUCCUUAUCAGGCCAACGUUCGAGCAUGCGGGACCCCCGCCUCGUUCUUAGUGAGGGACAGGUUUUGUUUUGUUCUGACAAUUCUUGUUACUGUUCGACAAUUCCUUAUCAGGCCAACGUUCGUGCAAACUCACUAAUUGCGGGGUCUUCAUUACUGGCUACUUCAUACCCCUUCGACAAUUCCUUAUCAGGCCAACGUUCGUUGGGAGUCACUGUUUAGUUGGAUCCAGCCGUUCUUUGUCACUUUCUUGCUGCAGGGUCCUCAGAUCAGGGAUGUAAAAGUCUCAGGACGAGAGAUGAAAGUGGAGGUGAUUGCAUUCAUUAUAGUCCUUUUGGGCUGAGUGUUGAGAUGUAGAAAUUGAACCCGCCUUAUCCUGUUAAUGAUGCGUAUAUGUUGUAUAUGCUGGUUCCUUGUUUGAUCACGUUUGAUUUAGGCAUAGUGUAUAAAAUCGCUAGAGUGCUUUGGCGCGCGUCCUUUUCUGUGAGGUAAAACAUAGUUCACAACAUGCUAUCCCCUGGGGUAGUCCAACUAUACUUAUAGGAGGGGUCAAGGCCCUUUACG
This is a messenger RNA of Mucor mucedo, 732 nucleotides long. RefSeq lists its product as uncharacterized. The coding region runs from base 1 to 390 and encodes 129 amino acids. The record is from RefSeq and is a predicted model, not a curated record. Lineage: Eukaryota; Fungi; Mucoromycota; Mucoromycetes; Mucorales; Mucoraceae. The transcript has 2 exons.